Caenorhabditis bovis is the source of this 450-nucleotide messenger RNA. NCBI's taxonomy places the organism in Eukaryota, Metazoa, Nematoda, Chromadorea, Rhabditida, Rhabditidae. The record is from the annotation of a GenBank genome assembly.
AUGUCACUCUACCCAUUCUUCGCUCCACGAUCGGUCUACUCGCCAGUCCACCAUCUUCUGCGUGAAGUGUCGGAACUUGAACGACAGAUUGAACCAUUGUUCCAUGGACUGUGUCAAAACGAGGUGUUCAAGUGUGACAAUGAGAAAUUCAGCGUCAAUUUGAACGUCUCCGACUACAAACCCGAAGAGCUCAAAAUCGAUCUUGAUGGCCGCAAGUUGAAGAUCGAAGGAAAUCAGAAGGUUGAGAAUGAGCACGGCUUCUCAAAGAGAUCAUUCUCGAGGAUCGUGCUCCUUCCGGAAGACGCUGAUCUCGCCGCCAUCACCUCGAACCUCACCGAAGACGGCCAGUUGAGCAUCGAGGCUCCACGGGUUCCAAAGGAUACCGGUCGAAGUAUUCCGAUCAACGUGAAUCCCGCGGUGAAAGACACGCCAAAGGAGAACACCAAAUAA